AUGGAGGAGUUGAUAGCAUGUGAAAAGGGCGAGUCGUCGUGUUCUAGUAAUGUUAAAGACGUAAAUGAAUUUUUAGGCAGGUCGAAGAGAGCAAGUGCUAAGCUUUUGUUGUCGAAUGAAUGGGAGACGUAUAUACAUCAUGUCGGGCAGAAGUUUGACGGUGGUGCAGAGGAGUUCCGGUUGAAAUUGUGCAAGUAUGCUCUUGAAGUAGGAUUUAAUUUUUUAUAUGCCGGCAAUGACAAGAGGCAGAUACAGGAAUCAAAUAGUAAGAUGAUGAGGUCUCGUGUGGUGUCGUCUCUCUUUGUGGACAGAAUUCGUGCAAAACCAUAG
Molecule: messenger RNA, 330 nt
Organism: Prunus armeniaca (apricot)
Lineage: Eukaryota; Viridiplantae; Streptophyta; Magnoliopsida; Rosales; Rosaceae
Source: the annotation of a GenBank genome assembly